Branchiostoma floridae (Florida lancelet) is the source of this 1732-nucleotide messenger RNA. RefSeq names its product glycolipid transfer protein-like. Gene Ontology annotation, cellular component: cytoplasm; membrane; cytosol. Bases 70 to 882 code for a protein of 270 amino acids. The record is from RefSeq and is a predicted model, not a curated record. Gene Ontology annotation, biological process: intermembrane lipid transfer; ceramide transport. Lineage: Eukaryota; Metazoa; Chordata; Leptocardii; Amphioxiformes; Branchiostomatidae. The transcript is spliced from 3 exons. Gene Ontology annotation, molecular function: ceramide 1-phosphate transfer activity; ceramide 1-phosphate binding.
CAGUGUCCCUGUAUCAACAGUGGAGAGUUCACUUUAAAAGUUUUGCGGAAAUCUUGAUAUUGUCGUGCGAUGUCGUCUCCAUUUGUCUUGACAUUGUUGUGUUCUAUCGUGGCCGUGGCUCUCCUUUGUCCUGUAGACGCCGGGUCAGAUACUCGCGAAGAGCAGUGGGCCGAUGACAUGGCUCUCUCUGAUGACGACUCUGCGUUCCGGACUGCAGAUGAACUGGAGAUGCUGAACAACAAACUGCGCAGUCUACGGGAACUGCUUGAGUUAGAAACUCGCGGUGUUCAACCGGAAAUUGAGAAGUUACUGUCUGGUUUUAAAGGUGUCAAACUGACAGGAAACGGUGACAUCCCUACCAAGCCGUUCCUAGAUGCCUGCCGUCGCAUGGUACCUUUCUUUGAUCUUCUCGGAGAAACGGCUUUUGCACCUGUAAAAUCGGACAUAAACGGAAACAUCCUCAAGUUGACUAAGAAAUACUCCACCGACCCGGACCGCUUCUCCACUUUACAAGACAUCGUCAAACAGGAAAUGGCUGAGAAAACUACAAAGGCUAAAAACUCGGCCACUGACGCCCUCUUGUGGUUGAGAAGGGCUCUGGAGUUCCCUCAACAUUUUUUGGCAGGGAUCGCAGAAGGUGAGACUGACCUGGUUAAAGUUGCAAAAGCUGCGUAUGAAAGAUCAUUGAAGAAAUACCACGGUUGGAUGGUGCAAAGUAUCUUUUCUCUUGCAAUGAAAGCGGUUCCGUACUACCACGACUUCGUAAUGAAAGUGGCGUCAGGCGAUGAAAAGGCGAUGAUUCGGGAUGCAAAAACCUACGCGGAUAAACUUGGAAUCCUGACAAAAGCUCUGCAAGAUUUUUAUACGGCUAACAAUCUAUAAGAAAACAAAAAAGAAAACAAAAAAAAAGUCUAGAAAUAUGUUAGUACGUUGGGAUACGUUGAUUUGAUUAUAUAGAUAUCAUCCUCUGGGAGGAUGACACGAACUGACACGAGCGUACAAAUAAAGAAAAGCCCCCCCCCCCCAUUGCCUUCAAUAGGAAUAGAAGCUGAUGGUCACAAAGGCUGAAAAAUGAUAUAACACACAUAAUAUGGUGUGCCGAACAAUAUAUUCUCGUUUUCAUUCUUUCGCAUCUUUCUUCUUUGACCUUGGAAUUGACAAUAGCAUUCUAUGACUUCAGUAGCUUUUUUCCGAUAUUUUUGUGCAUUCCACGGCUCAUUUGAAGCUACUUUGCACGAUUUAAACUAUGGUUGAAAACCUUUUUUCUUCGGAAAUGACCGAGAAAUAAUGCACGCCUGGAUGUCAUCCAUAUAAUCAAACCAACGUGGAUAUUGCUUCGUAUUGGGUGAAAUUGUGCACAUGUAUAUUUUUUGUGGGGGCAAAAGCACUUUUACUGUUGUUAAAGAUUACUGGGUUUUGUGGUGAAACUGUGCACAUGUAUCUUUUUUGUGGGGGCAAAAGCACGUUUAAUGUUGUUAAAGAUUACUGAGUAUUGUGGUGAAACUGUGCACAUGUAUCUUUUUUUGUGGGGGCAAAAGCACUUUUACUGUUGUUAAAGAUUACUGAGUUUUGUGGUGAAACUGUGCACAUGUAUAUUUUUUGUGGGGGCAAAAGCACUUUUACUGUUGUUAAAGAUUACUGAGUUUUGUGGUGAAACUGUGCACAUGUAUAUUUUUUGUGGGGGCAAAAGCACUUUUACUGUUGUUAAAGAUUACUGAGUUUUGUGGUGAAA